AUGGAAACAAAUGCAGAAACUAAAAUGGAAAAGGUCAAACGCCUCAUGGAAGAAAUGAAAGCUGCCCGAAGUGAAUUAGAAAGUCUUCAAGAACAAGAAUAUGACGUUCAAAAAUCAAAUCAAUUAAGAGAAGAAUUAAUGCAUUUAAAGCAAGUAUAUCGUGAAAAUGAAAUUUAUAUUCAGAAUCAUAGUGCUUCACCUAAUUUUGUUCCUGAACAUAAGGAAGAUUGCGUUAGACGUCAUGUACCAAGAUAUGAAAAGCUUUUCAAGGAUCAAAAUCCAGAAUGGAAGACUGUUGGCCAAGUUUAUUAUCCGACAUGCCCAGAAGAAGAAAUUUGCCACCCAACUCCUUAUGUGAACUGUUCUUGCUAUCCGCAACUCAAAACCAUUGCAACUGUUAAUUGGAAGAAUCGCCCUGUUGUGGACGAUAGAGUUUACGAAAGGCCAUGGAACAAAAUCUAUAAGCCAUAA
Molecule: messenger RNA, 471 nt
Organism: Trichomonas vaginalis G3
Lineage: Eukaryota; Parabasalia; Trichomonadida; Trichomonadidae
Exons: 1
Coding region: 1-471 (156 amino acids)
Source: RefSeq, a predicted model, not a curated record